Tripterygium wilfordii is the source of this 1446-nucleotide messenger RNA. RefSeq names its product probable aspartic proteinase GIP2. The transcript has a single exon. Gene Ontology annotation, biological process: proteolysis. Gene Ontology annotation, molecular function: aspartic-type endopeptidase activity. Bases 48 to 1358 code for a protein of 436 amino acids. Lineage: Eukaryota; Viridiplantae; Streptophyta; Magnoliopsida; Celastrales; Celastraceae. The record is from RefSeq and is a predicted model, not a curated record.
GAAUCCACAGAUUUUAAGUCACAACACACCAUAUCCAGCAACCAACAAUGGCAUUGUCGUCUCAUUUUCUUCUCCUUUGUUCACUUCUCUUCUUCAUAAUCUCCCCUUCCAUAGCCCAAACAUCAUUCCGUCCCAAAGCACUUGUUCUUCCUGUAUCUAAAGACCCUUCAACACUCCAAUACAUCACCAAAAUCAACCAAAGAACCCCUCUUGUCCCAAUCAAUUUGACCCUUGAUGUCGGUGGCCAAUUUUCCUGGGUCGACUGUGAACAAGGCUAUGUCUCAUCCACCUAUAAACCUGUUCGAUGCCGCUCUGCCCAAUGCUCCCUCGCUCGUUCUAGAUCCUGCAUCACAGAGUGCUACUCACCCCCCCGACCAGGUUGCAACAAUAACACAUGUGGUGUUCUCCCAGACAACCCUUUUUCACGUACCGGAACAGGCGGUGAGCUUGGUCAAGAUGUUGUUUCUGUUCAAUCCACUGAUGGGUUCAAUCCCACUAGAGUUGUUUCAGUGCCUAGUUUGAUCUUCACCUGUGCUAAUACAUUUUUAUUAGAGGGUCUGGCAAAUGGUGUUAAGGGUAUUGCAGGGCUAGGCAGAACUAAGAUUUCACUCCCUUCCCAAUUCUCUGCUGCUUUUAGCUUUCACAGGAAAUUCGCAGUUUGCUUGACUUCUUCGACUAGAGCCAAUGGUGUUGUGUUUUUUGGAGAUGGUCCUUAUGUUCUGCUUCCAAACAUUGAAGUCUCUAAAAAUCUGAUCUACACACCAUUGAUUCUCAACCCUGUUAGUACAGCCUCUGCUUAUUUUGCAGGCGAACCGUCGGCGGAUUACUUCAUUGGAGUCAAAUCAAUCAAGAUUAAUGGAAAAGUUGUGAAAUUUAACGCAACUCUGUUGUCAAUUAAUAAGGAAGGAUACGGUGGAACCAAAAUCAGUAGUGUUAAUCCAUACACAGUCAUGGAGUCUACAAUCUACAAUGCUGUUAUUAAUGCUUUUGUGAGGGAGCUAUCAAGUGUGAGUAGAGUGGCAGCAGUGGCUCCUUUUGGGGCAUGUUUUAAUGGUAAGGAGAUUGGUAGCACCCGUGUUGGCCCUGCUGUGCCACAAAUUGAUCUCGUGUUGCAGAGUGAGAGUGUGUACUGGAGGAUCUUCGGUGCUAAUUCAAUGGUUCAGGUGAGCAGUGAUGUGUUGUGCUUGGGGUUCGUGGACGGAGGUGUUGAUCCAAGGACUUCUAUUGUCAUUGGAGGGCAUCAAAUUGAAGACAAUCUUCUGCAAUUCGAUCUUGCUUCUUCAAGGCUUGGCUUCAGCUCUUCGCUUUUGUUUAGACAAACUACUUGUGCCAACUUCAACUUCACUUCCAAGCUCUAGAUAUCAAAACCUUCAUAUUAUCAACAAUAAAUUAAUGUAUUAUUGGAUUAAUAAUGCCCCUAUUAUUGAUGACCACUUUUCUUUAUUA